Molecule: messenger RNA, 4060 nt
Organism: Cryptotermes secundus
Lineage: Eukaryota; Metazoa; Arthropoda; Insecta; Blattodea; Kalotermitidae
Gene: Su(H)
Product: suppressor of hairless protein
Exons: 2
Coding region: 471-1964 (497 amino acids)
Biological process (GO): regulation of transcription by RNA polymerase II
Cellular component (GO): nucleus
Molecular function (GO): RNA polymerase II cis-regulatory region sequence-specific DNA binding; DNA-binding transcription activator activity, RNA polymerase II-specific
Source: RefSeq, a predicted model, not a curated record
AUGUGAUCUGUUACUUACUGUUGUCAUGUCAGAUUCCUUUUGCACUGUAAACCAGUUUUUGUCACCUAGCAUCCAGACCAAAGACAGGACUGAUGAAAAAUUCCUUUUUUUUUUAUGUAUACAAGAUUGAAUCCCCAUAUGUACAGAAACAUAUACAUACAUACAUUAAAAAGACGUGUAUGUAAAAUCUUCACAAAAGCAGGGAGCUUUUUCCAUGAUUUUGUAUUGUUAAUCAGAAUCUUAAUAUCUUCAUUCAAGAUGUUGCUCCAUUGGAAAUUAAGCAAAUUGAACCUUCUGUAUUGGGAAUAUCAAAAGAUAUUAAAUGGCGAAACCAGUUACCUUCAUCAUAUUUUAAUAGCUUCAAGGGAGACGUGAAGAAUACUUCAGGUCCAUGCUGAGUGCCUUUCCAAACUGUGCUGAUGGAAUGUUGCGGUAUUAUGAGUGAAUCUGUGCUAUAGCCCAGCUCCACAAUGCCACACCAGUUUGGGUUACCAGCCAUGGCGCAUAGCAUGCAGUCACCACCAUCCCCGCCAAAUUUGUUUGAGAGGUUCAGCUCUAUGUUGUACAGGCCAGAGGAUCAACGGCUCACCCGUGAAGCCAUGGAACGAUAUCUACGUGAAAGAAGUGACAUGGUUAUUGUAAUUUUGCAUGCCAAAGUAGCUCAGAAAUCAUAUGGUAAUGAGAAGAGAUUUUUCUGUCCUCCUCCAUGCAUUUAUCUGUUCGGAGAGGGAUGGCGACUGCGUCAGGAACAGAUGUUACGAGAGGGGGAAACUGAACAAGCAGCACAGCUUUGUGCGUUCAUUGGAAUUGGAAACUCGGAUCAAGACAUGCAGCAGCUAGAUCUGAACAAUGGCAAGCAGUAUUGUGCUGCAAAAACUUUGUAUAUUUCUGACUCAGAUAAGCGUAAACACUUUAUGUUGUCUGUCAAGAUGUUUUAUGGGAAUGGGCAUGACAUUGGGGUGUUUCAUAGCAAGCGGAUCAAGGUUAUCUCCAAACCUUCAAAGAAAAAACAGUCUCUUAAAAAUGCUGAUUUAUGCAUUGCUAGUGGCACUAAAGUUGCACUUUUCAACAGGCUAAGGUCUCAGACAGUGAGUACUCGUUAUCUUCAUGUUGAGAAUGGUAACUUCCAUGCUAGUUCUACACAGUGGGGAGCAUUUACAAUCCAUUUACUGGAUGACAAUGAAUCAGAGUCGGAGGAAUUUGCAGUGAGAGAUGGUUAUGUUCAUUAUGGCAGUACUGUGAAGUUGGUGUGCAGUGUUACUGGCAUGGCACUUCCAAGACUCAUUAUUCGGAAAGUUGAUAAACAGAUGGCUCUUCUGGAGGCAGAUGAUCCUGUUUCACAGCUCCACAAAUGUGCUUUUUAUAUGAAAGACACAGAGAGAAUGUAUCUGUGUCUUUCUCAGGAACGCAUUAUCCAGUUCCAGGCCACGCCCUGUCCCAAAGAGCCAAAUAAGGAAAUGAUAAAUGAUGGAGCUUGUUGGACCAUCAUCAGUACAGACAAAGCUGAGUAUCAAUUUUUUGAAGGGAUGGGUCCUGUUCGGUCCCCAGUAACACCUGUUCCAGUUGUACACAGCUUGCAUCUUAAUGGUGGUGGCGAUGUAGCUAUGCUGGAACUCACAGGGGAGAACUUCACACCAAACUUGCAGGUGUGGUUUGGGGACGUGGAAGCUGAAACAAUGUACCGCUGUCAAGAGAGCAUGUUAUGUGUUGUCCCUGAAAUUUCUUCUUUUCGUGGUGAGUGGCUGUGGGUGCGGCAACCCACUCAGGUGCCAGUGUCCUUAGUGAGAAAUGAUGGAAUCAUCUAUGCUACUGGCCUAACCUUCACAUAUACACCAGAACCUGGACCACGUCCACACUGUCCUCCAGCAGAUGAUAUUAUGCGAAGUGGUGGGCAGGUUGCACGGAUGCCAGCCAUGUCUGAUGUGCCCUGGAGUCAACACCAGCCUCCUCAGGGAGGAAUAUGAAGUGUCUCGUCACUUCCAUUAUCAUCACAUUAAGAAACAGAAGCUAAAUUUAUAGUGCAGAAUUUAUUCAGUUAUUAUAUUCAGAGUUAAAAAUACACUGAAACUACAACCACAUUGUGUGAAGGUUUUAUCUUAAGACAUGUCAUUUAAAGUAAAUCAUGAAAGGAACCUGCUUAUGCUGAUGGUUCUUUGAAAAUAAAAUAACAAUUUUAAAACUGUCACUUUCUGUGACUUAGACAUGCUCAUUAAUUACAAACGAAUACUGAGUACAUAGUACAUUUAACAGUGAAUGUUUCCAGCUGUUUGUGCUCUUUCUUUAAUAAAUAUAAUAUAUAACCAAUACAUAUUUAUCAUACAUUGGGAACUACAAUAUACUCCUUGUUUAUGACUAUAUAAUAGACAUAUGAAAAAUAGUUGCCUAGUAGAACAGAAUUUCCUGAGGAGCUCAAUAAUAUAACUUACUAAUUUUUAUGGCAGCCAUUCACUCAUAUAUGAAUCUCCACUGAUCACUUUAUCAUGGACAUUAUUAAUUUUAUAUAUGCUGUCUACUUUGAAAUAAUUUGUCAUCCUAGCUGUUAUUUGAUAAUUGCUGGUCUGUAUGUGAUUAAAAUAGUAUUUAUGUGAAACAUCUUGAGGCCAAGUUAGUAGGGCCUGUGCAAUAUUGCUGGAUUAAUUUGGCAGCAAACUGCGACGGACCAGUCCCAUUCAUACAUAUGCACUGAAGCCUUCAGCAUGUUUAAGAUAUACCCCAUGAUGACAAACUGAAAGGAGUGUGAUAUUAAAUUUUUAUCUCCAUAUUUGUUCAAGUAAGAAAUUUCAGUCUUUACCAUUACAGUUUCAAGAAAUAUGUCCUAUACUAUAGUAUUAAUGUGAAGUCCUAUUAUACAAGUCCGUAAAUGUUUGUAGCACAGAGCUCUCAAAACAGACACUUUGUGGUCUAGGACUUAGCAUUUUAAAUAAAACUAAGUCAUAAAUAUGUAAUAAUAGAAUGUAACCUGAAAUGUAAACCUUGCAUUUGAGGUUUUCAUGGUGGUGAUAAUUCAUGUCAUCUUCUGGGUUUUGAUGCCAUCUAAACUUGUAGUGGGUACCAUCAUUUUGAAGGGAUCUGCUGUCUACAUCUUCAGGGCUUUGCCUCCUGAAGGUGUAGGUAGAGGAUUCCUGCAAUAUUCUGGUAAUCAUCUACAGGACUGUAAGGUGUCACCCAGAAGAACACAAUAUAAAAAAUGUGAACAUGUCCCUUCACAUUAUAAAUAAGAAUAAUAAGAAAUAUCCAGUGUCUCUUAUAAUUAAUAAUCCUUUAUGAGGGAUAUAUAAAGCACAGUAUUAAGUGUAACAACAAAAUCUUCCCUUUGGAAUAUAACAUACAGCUUGUGUUAUCAGUUUCAUUUAUAUGUUUGUGUCUGCAAUUUUUCUAACUUUUGAUAAAAUGAAACCUUGAAAAAUAUAGUUUGAAAUAGUAAUCUGAAAAGCACAUUUUAAACUUGUUACUAUAUUGUCAUGUGACUCGUUCCUAAAUUGCAGUAGCCUUUUACAUACUUGAUAUGAGAUAUAUGCAUAAGGGCACCGGCCCUUUUGGUUUGAAUUUAUCUGGUGUUUGAGAGCCCUGUGAAAGAAGUCUUGUCAUCUGUCAACAGUUAAUACUGUCUGUUGCUUUUCUACAAAAUGAAAUGUACUAAAGAUGAAUAUAUGUAAAUAGAAGUCAACAUGGAGAGGGUUAAAUGCCAUAACUUCAUAUUUGCAGUAAUAAAUAAUGUAUGUUACUUUAAAGAGUAUUUUUGCUAACAUGUGGUUUAGUAUGGGUGUGAAACAGUGUAUCUAACAUUAAAGGAAGAACAUAGACUGAAGAUAUUUGAGAAUAGGAUGCUGAGAAUAUCUGGGUCAUGGAGGGAUGAAAUGAUAUGAUGCAUAAUGAGGUUUGUAACGUCUACUCUUUAUCAAAUAUAAUUAGAACAUGUCACGCAGUAUGAGAUGGGCAGGGUAUGUAGCAUGCUUGGGGAGAAUCUGAAUGCGUAUAGGUUUUUGGUGCGAAAGCCAGAAGGAAAGAGGCCACUAGGAAGACCUAGACAUAGGUUGGAGGAUAAUAUUAAAAUUAAUCU